Rangifer tarandus platyrhynchus (Svalbard reindeer) is the source of this 306-nucleotide messenger RNA. NCBI's taxonomy places the organism in Eukaryota, Metazoa, Chordata, Mammalia, Artiodactyla, Cervidae. The record is from the annotation of a GenBank genome assembly.
AUGAUUGGAAAUGACCAUGCAGAGGUGGAGGAAACCCUAAAGAGGAUCCAGAGCCACAAAGGGGUUAUAGGAACAAUGGUUGUAAAUGCAGAAGGCAUCCCCAUCCGAACAACCUUGGACAACUCAACAACAGUUCAGUAUGCAGGUCUCCUUCAUCAGCUGACCAUGAAAGCCAAGAGCACCGUCCGUGACAUCGACCCUCAGAACGACCUAACUUUUCUUAGGAUCAGAUCCAAGAAACAUGAAAUCAUGGUAGCUCCAGAUAAGGAAUAUCUUCUGAUUGUCAUUCAGAAUCCAUGUGAAUAG